CCUGGAUGUCGUCGCUUUCCUGCUCACUGUGGUUGUGACUGCUCUGUGGGUGACUCUUAAGUGCUGCUUGUUCUGCACCCGCAAGUGUUGCACAAAGGGGACUGCAAAGAGGAAAUCCGAGUAAAAAUUCCGAGAAAUUGUCAUCACUACAUCUGCCAGCACCUCCCAUCAAUUUCCUUUCUGGGUUAACGACUGAGGGUGUCUCAUCUUUCCAAACGCGUCUGAUCAGUCAGCGCUCAACCUCCUGCGCAGCAAUCAUGAUGCACGUUUACUGCACCGCAUUUGCCCUUCAUCUCUUCUCCUGGGUUGCAGAUUCAACAGGGAGCACCAUCGUGGGAGGGCGGGUUGCAAAGCCUCAUUCCAAACCCUACAUGGCAUCACUGCAAUACCAAGGAGCCCACGUAUGUGGCGGGAUUCUAAUCCGCGAGGACUUUGUUCUGACUGCAGCCCACUGCAAAAAGCCCGAGAUGACCGUCAUACUUGGAGCACACAACGUAGGCAUGCACGAGAAAACCCAGCAACGGAUCCCCGUGGCCAAGUUCCACCCUCAUUCAAAAUUCGACGGAAAAUACAACCACGACAUCAUGCUCCUAAAGUUGGAACGUAAAGCCAAACUGAACAAGUACGUCAAAGUGAUGCAAGUGCCCAAGAAGGAUGGGGCGAUCCCAGCCCGUACGAGAUGUACUGUUGCUGGCUGGGGCCAAACUGUGGGACGAUGUGAGGAGUCACCCACUUCAGACCUACUGAAGGAGACCACAGAGAAGAUCGAGUUCAACUUGGAGUGCAAAAACGUUUGGCAAUACCACUUUAAGUCAGAUCACAUGAUAUGCACCAGGCCUGAUCAGAGGGGAGGAGUUUGUGGGGGGGAUUCCGGAGGACCAUUAAUCUGCAACACCAAGAUUCAAGGGAUAACGGCCUUUGUUUACCGAGACGACUGCAGUGAUCGCACGAAACCGCAUGUCUUCACUAAAGUCCACCCUUUCCUUCCGUGGAUGAAGGAGGUGAUGCAGAGGAAGGUCGUGGGAUGAGCCCACCACACUAUUCCGUUUUACUUGCCAAAUGCUCACUCGAUAGCACGUUGACUUGAUUGCUCUUAGUUCUAAGAACAAAAGCAGCUACUGUUUAUUCAGAAAGAAAAUCUGUUGUUAAUAUUGCACGCAAAUAAUUGGAAAGCAAAAAUGGCUAGAUGUUGCUUCUGCCUUUCAUUUUCUAUUGGCAGAUAUAUAUAUUCCCGGAUGAAUAUGAUCAUGCCAAAUAAAUAGAUCUUUCCACA
This is a messenger RNA of Syngnathoides biaculeatus (alligator pipefish), 1273 nucleotides long. Its product is annotated as granzyme B-like. NCBI's taxonomy places the organism in Eukaryota, Metazoa, Chordata, Actinopteri, Syngnathiformes, Syngnathidae. The transcript has 6 exons. Gene Ontology annotation, molecular function: serine-type endopeptidase activity. Gene Ontology annotation, biological process: proteolysis. The record is from RefSeq and is a predicted model, not a curated record. Bases 258 to 1028 code for a protein of 256 amino acids.